This is a messenger RNA of Brassica napus (rape), 1585 nucleotides long. Its product is annotated as protein DNA-DAMAGE INDUCIBLE 1. Gene Ontology annotation, molecular function: protein binding; aspartic-type endopeptidase activity. The coding region runs from base 143 to 1369 and encodes 408 amino acids. The record is from RefSeq and is a predicted model, not a curated record. The transcript has 15 exons. Gene Ontology annotation, biological process: proteolysis. Lineage: Eukaryota; Viridiplantae; Streptophyta; Magnoliopsida; Brassicales; Brassicaceae.
UUAGAGCUUCUCUCUGAAAGAGCGGGUUUAGGAAUAUGGUUUGACUUUGAGUUCUCUCCUACAAGGAAGAGUUAAGGAAAGCCAAGUUGAGAAGUCAGAGAGAUACCAAAGAGAGAAGACUGAGAAGACGAUUGAUUACAAGAUGAGGAUCACUGUCAUGACCACCGGUGAACAAAUCAUCACUCUCGACGUCGAUUCCCAUGAAUCCGUUGAGAAUGUUAAAGCCUUGCUCGAAGUUGAGGCGAAUGUUCCCAUUCAGCAGCAGCAGCUCUUGUACAACGGAAACGAGAUGAGGAACUCAGAUAAAUUGAGUGCCUUGGGUGUUAAGGAUGAUGAUUUGUUGAUGAUGAUGGUUUCCAAUGCCUCAUCUGGUAGUAGUGCGGCAAGGAGUGAUUUGGGGAUGAAUCCUGAUGGGUCAGCUUUGAAUCCUGCAGCCUUUCAACAACAUAUUAGGGGUGAUGCUAAUCUCAUGGGACAGUUAUUUCAGACAGAUCCUGAGCUUGCACAAGUGAUUACUGGGACCGAUUUAAAUAAGUUACAGGAUGUUUUGCGUUCAAGGCAUCAGCAGCGAUCUGUAGUUCAGCGUCAGAAGGAGGAGGAACUCGCUCUUCUGUAUGCAGACCCUUUUGAUGUUGAAGCACAGAAGAAAAUCGAAGCUGCAAUCCGACAGAAAGGAAUCGAUGAGAACUGGGAAGCUGCCCUAGAACAUAACCCUGAAGGUUUUGCCAGAGUGAUAAUGCUGUAUGUGGAUAUGGAGGUCAAUGGGGUUCCUCUAAAGGCUUUUGUUGAUAGUGGUGCACAAUCCACAAUUAUAUCCAAGAGUUGUGCUGAGAGAUGCGGGUUGCUGAGACUCAUGGAUCAACGGUAUAAAGGUAUUGCUCAGGGUGUUGGCCAAACAGAGAUAUUAGGCCGCAUUCAUGUCGCUCCAAUCAAGAUUGGGAAUAACUUUUAUCCGUGUUCAUUCGUGGUGCUGGACUCACCUAACAUGGAGUUCCUUUUUGGCCUGGAUAUGUUGCGUAAGCAUCAGUGCACUAUUGAUUUGAAGGAUAACGUCCUGACUGUUGGAGGAGGAGAGGUCUCUGUUCCUUUUUUGCAAGAGAAAGACCUCCCUUCUAGAUUCUUGGAUGAAGAACGUGUUCCGAAUCAAGCUUCUAGCUCUGGAGCAGCGGUUCCUUCUGGGUUCACAGAGAAGAAGAGUAACACAGUUGCAAGCCCAGCGAGUCAACCUUCAAGAUCAGAGGGACCUGAGUUUGAUGCCAAGAUUGCAAAGCUUGUGGAGUUAGGCUUCUCCAGAGAAGCAGUGGUACAAGCUCUGAGAUUGUUUGAAGGAAACGAAGAACAAGCUGCUGGGUUUCUCUUUGGCGGCUGAAGAUUUAAACAAUAAUCAUUUGGUCAACAUUUACCAAAUGCCAACGAACUGUGAUUUAAAGAGACUCUUUUUUUUUCAUUUGCCCUUUUUUGUAUUUUAAUAGCUCUUCUUUACAGAACAUAGGAAUGGUGUCUUCAAGACAUCUCUCAUGUUGUUGUUGAUGCUAUUGAGUAAGACUCAGGGUUUUAUAGAAAUGGAAUUGUGUUUGAUUUAUCA